CGAGUCGCGUAACCCUCGUAGCGAGGGAGAAAGAGGGGAAAACAAACCAACUGAUUCCUAUUGAGCACAAACCCUAAUUUCGACGAUCUGAUGGAGAACGACAAGCAGAUCGAAUCUCACCACCGCAAGCACCACCGUUCGUCUUCACCGUCCGACGAGGCCGAUAAAUCAUCGAAGCGGCACAAGCACCGUCAUCACAAGCACCACCACAGGCGCCAUCACCGGCAUCACCGUGAUAAGAAGGGCGACGAUGAGACGGAGCUGAUGGAUGUUACUCCGAUUGGAGUUAGUCACGGCGGUGAGGAUGACGUUGAGGAGGGGGAGAUUCUAGAUGAAGAAGGGCUCGCCAAUGUUAAGACGCCAGAUUCCGACGACGAAUCAGGAGAAAUCAAAUCCGAUCAAUUUCAAGGCUACCAUCUGCCUUUCGAUGGGGUUUCUGGUGCUCGGAAUGCCGAGACUUCUAAUGGUGUUCUAACUCGUGAAUCUGAAAGGAAGGACAAGAGGUGGUAUAAAGAGUAUGGAGGUCCUUCAGACAGAGUUGGUAAGAGAAGUGAUGAUAAUGGGAGGAGCUCACUUUCUUUGGAAAACUCUGAGUCUGAGGAGAAGCGUAAGAAUAGUAACUGGUCACCGACAAACCGCAGGCAGUUUAACGAAGUCCGUGCUCGGAGUAGGUCUAGGUCACAUGAUCGGGAGAGGGAAAUGUCAAGAUCAAGGCUUGUUGCGGCGGAUGAGUUUCCGGUCAGAGGGAGACAUCAUGAUCCGAGUAGGGAUUAUCUAUAUGACAGAGUUGAAGCAGGGAGAACUGAGGACAAUUAUUAUCGACGUGGGCGAUAUGGGGAAGAUGACAGGCAAUAUGGUCGAGAAAUCUUGGAAAGAGAAAGAAGUAAGGAGAGGGAUAUGGUCCGGGAGGGAAGCAUACGAGAUAAAGAUUCAGAAAGAAGUAAACGGAGAGAGAGAGAUAGUGAACGUAGAAAGGAAAGAGAACGAGGGAGUAGGAGGGAGAUUGAGGCUGAGCGUGAAAGGCUAAAAGACUAUGAACGGGAGCGAAGCAUUGAUAGGGAUAGGAGAAGGGAAUGGGAAAGGGAAAGACGAGGUAGGAGCAGUGAUAGGGAUAGGAGAAGGGAGAGGGAAGUAGAUUAUGUUCGAGACAGAGACAAUGAAAGAGGUAAGAGUAGAGAUAGAACAAGGUAUGAAAGUCGAGAGAGGAAGAGAGAAAAGGAAAGGGAGAAUGACAAAGAUAGGGACAAAGGAAGAGAACUCAAGACUGAUACCGAGAAGUAUAAAAAUGUUGAUGUGGACAACGGGGAAAGGUCCAGAAAUGAGGAUGCUCAAAAUGAUAAUGACGAAGGAGUUAUAUGGAAAUCUCCGGAGGAAGAAGAAGAAGAACUAAACAGAAUCAAGGAGGAGAGUAGGAAGCGAAUGGAAGCCAUACUGGAGAAAUAUAAGAAGAAGCCCGAUCAGCAAAACGAACUUUCUUCUCAGGAUAAGGGGAAAGAUGAUGUUAAAGAAAAUGGUGCUCCAGAUUCGGCUUCUUCCUCUAUUGUCUUAGCUGCUAAUGCUGAUCCAGCCAAAGAUAACUCGGACAUUUAUGCUAUAGAUAGUGAUGUUGCCAAAACAUCAUUAACAACUGGUGCGCCACCUACUAUGUUUGGAAUUUCUCACCCAGAGAGGACUUUAGCUCCAGCAGGGCUUGGCGAAGGUAGCCCGAAGAGUGAAAGAUCAGCUGACAUGUUUCAUGAUGAUAUAUUUGGAGAGUCCCCAGCUGCUAAUCAAAAAGUGGACCACACGCGAGGGAAAGGUGAUGGUGUUCCGAUGGUAAGGAGCGGGCUUUAUGAUAAUUGGGAUGAUGCAGAGGGCUAUUACAGCUAUCAGUUUGGCGAGCUAAUUGACGGUAGAUAUGAAGUCAUUGCUACACAUGGAAAAGGUGUCUUCUCUACUGUGGUUCGUGCUAAAGAUUUAAAAGCUGGACCAGCUGAACCUGAAGAAGUGGCUAUAAAAAUUAUUCGUAACAACGAGACAAUGCAUAAAGCUGGCCAGACUGAGGUGCAGAUAUUGAAGAAGCUGGCUGGUUCUGACCGAGAAGACAAGCGCCAUUGUGUUCGUUUUCUUUCAAGUUUUAAGUAUCGGAAUCACCUUUGCUUGGUGUUUGAGUCGCUCCAUUUGAAUCUUCGUGAGGUCUUGAAGAAGUUUGGCCGCAACAUCGGUCUUAAACUCUCUGCGGUUAGGUCUUAUUCAAAGCAGCUAUUCAUUGCCCUUAAACACUUGAAGAACUGUGGGGUUCUUCACUGCGAUAUAAAACCUGACAACAUGCUGGUAAAUGAGAACAAAAACGUCUUAAAGCUUUGUGACUUCGGUAAUGCGAUGUUUGCUGGCAAAAAUGAAGUUACGCCAUAUCUUGUUAGUCGUUUUUACAGAUCCCCUGAAAUCAUUCUGGGGCUCACCUAUGACCAUCCUCUGGAUAUAUGGUCAGUUGGCUGCUGUCUAUAUGAGCUAUAUUGUGGGAAAGUUCUUUUCCCUGGCGCCACAAAUAAUGAUAUGUUACGCCUUCAUAUGGAACUGAAAGGCCCCUUCCCCAAAAAGAUGCUUCGUAAGGGAGCAUUUAUUGAUCAGCACUUUGAUCAUGACUUGAACUUUUACGCUACAGAGGAGGACAAUGUUAGUGGAAAGAUGAUGAAGAGAAUGAUCGUAAAUGUAAAGCCGAAAGAUUUUGGUUCAAUUAUUAAAGGUUACCCUGGUGAGGAUCCCAAGAUGUUAGCUCAUUUCAGGGAUCUCUUAGACAAAAUUUUCAUCCUUGAUCCCGAGAAGAGACUGACUGUAAAACAGGCAUUAGCUCACCCAUUCAUCACUAGCAAAUGAAACUACGUUGCCGUUUUCUCUUCUCUGUUAUAUCAGGAAAUGCUGUCCUCCUCUGUACAUUAUACAUCUUAGUUUUAAUUCGAGGUUCUAAUCUUUGAACUGUCUCCAUUUUCUUUCUGCUGCUUGAGUGCUUUGGUUACAAUGUUGGCGUGGGUGGUGGUGUCUGGGUGGAGUUCUCACCGUUGGCGAUUCUCAAUGGGAAUUUACUUGUUUUAUUGACAUCUACCUACCAUGGCUUAGAGACAGUCCUAAAGUCUUUCAAUGCUUUAAAGGCACACAGGAGAAGGGUACUUUUGUCUGUACUGCAAAUGUCUAACUCAAGUGUAGUGACAGUAUAAUUCACAAUCUUAUUCAUCAAACCAUUGGGCAUCUAUGACAAAAUUGGUCAUCGCAUAUUGAUGUGUGGUUUAACUCGGCUUCCGUAAAACUUCGAGAGAGUAACGUAGGCUUGACGUUUUUUGGUCCGUAGUUAAUCCGUUCCUGCAUGUCACACGAGUUCAUGUGCUUUAUCCAAUGUAACUCUCGGCGCAUGCAUGUAGCAGUCGAACGAGCUAUUUUUCUACGACGGGUCCGGAACGGCGUAUAAAUAAUUAAUAUCUUAGGCCUUUGGUCCGUUAAAGGCCUGUCGAGG
Molecule: messenger RNA, 3487 nt
Organism: Brassica oleracea var. oleracea
Lineage: Eukaryota; Viridiplantae; Streptophyta; Magnoliopsida; Brassicales; Brassicaceae
Product: serine/threonine-protein kinase prp4-like
Exons: 14
Coding region: 91-2856 (921 amino acids)
Biological process (GO): peptidyl-threonine phosphorylation; mRNA cis splicing, via spliceosome; peptidyl-serine phosphorylation
Molecular function (GO): protein serine/threonine kinase activity; ATP binding
Source: RefSeq, a predicted model, not a curated record